Molecule: messenger RNA, 2225 nt
Organism: Python bivittatus (Burmese python)
Lineage: Eukaryota; Metazoa; Chordata; Lepidosauria; Squamata; Pythonidae
Gene: HSD17B7
Product: hydroxysteroid 17-beta dehydrogenase 7
Biological process (GO): cholesterol biosynthetic process
Cellular component (GO): endoplasmic reticulum membrane
Molecular function (GO): estradiol 17-beta-dehydrogenase [NAD(P)+] activity; 5-alpha-androstane-3-beta,17-beta-diol dehydrogenase (NADP+) activity; 3-beta-hydroxysteroid 3-dehydrogenase (NADP+) activity
Source: RefSeq, a predicted model, not a curated record
UGAGCCAGCGAGGAGUUGGUGAGGAGCGACGUCGUGCUUCGGAGGGCGAGGCUUCGAGCUCGCUGGGGCCGCCCAGAAGGAAGCCUCGUGGAUUCUUGGAGGCGGAGCUUACCGUUAUUUGUAUAGACAGUGCCAGUGCCUCCUCUCUGCUUUCGUCCUUCCUUGUCGCUCAGUCCUUAACAGCCAUGCAAAAGGUAGCUGUAGUCACCGGCGCCACCAGUGGAAUUGGAUCUGCACUGUGUGAUCGUCUGCUCCAGGAAGAUGCAAACAUCCAUAUUUGUUUAGCCUGCAGGAACAUGGAGAAAGGCAAUGCCACCCGUGACAAACUAUUAUCCUCCUUUCCCCAUGCAGACAUCAGCAUAAUUAAAAUAGACGUUGGUAGGCUGGAAUCUGUCUUCUGUGCAGCUGAAGAAAUAAAGAUGAGAUUUCACCAGUUGGAUUAUCUCUUCUUGAAUGCUGGGACCAUGGUAAAUCCACGUGUCAGUUUCUGGGCAUUUUUACGUGGCCUCUUCUCCAGUAGAGUAUUUCGAAUGCUGACCACAGCAGAGGGCCUGAUGAGCCAGCAGGACACAGUCACUCCAGAUGGCUUACAGGAAGUCUUUGCAACCAACUUCUUCGGACAUUUUGUAUUGAUCCAGCAGCUGGAGCCUCUGCUUUGCUGCCUUGAAAAACCUUCCCAGCUCAUCUGGACUUCUUCAGUCAGUGCCCAUAAGUCUAACUUUAGUCUUGAUGACUUCCAACACAAGCAGGGCAAAGAGGCCUACAGCUCCUCUAAAUAUUGCGCUGAUCUUGCAAGUGUGGCUUUAAACAACCAUUUUAACAAGCAGGGCUUAUUUUCAAGUGUCAUGUGUCCAGGUAUUGUGAUGACCAACAUGACGUAUAAAAUGAUGUCCCCUGUUUUCUGGAAGCUACUUUUUCCUUUCUUAUGGCUGUUACGCCUGUUCACCUCCACAUAUACUCUGACACCAUACAAUGGAGCAGAAGCACAGAUUUGGUUGUUCAAGCAGAAGCCAGAGUUGCUGGAUCCCCUGGUGAAAUACCACAGCUGUACCACCUUCUUUGGGAAGAAUUACACUGAGACCCGUAAGAUGGAUCUUAGUGAAGACAUGGCAGAGAAAUUCUACAAGAAGCUGUUGGAAUUAGAAAAGCAAGUUUUAGUGAGCAGCAGUUGCUCACAUAAAAAAUAGCAAGACUGUUGGUGGCAGGAAAACGUUUCGUCUACCUGGAAUGCUGUUUGUUAUUCUUGUUUGCCUUUGCAAACCAGAUUUCUCUAGUGGGCUGCUUUUGGGUGAUUGUGGGGCUAGAGCAUGAAAGAAAUCAAAGUCACCUUAUUAUCUUCUCCCCAAGAUAUUUUUAUAAUGUCUUUUUUUUUUCCAACACCCUAAUGGUGUUGUUUUUUAAUUCAGUGUAUGACACCCCUACCUGGGGCCCCAAACACAGUCCUGGAAUUUGAUUGUAUGAAAGAAGUCCAGACACCCCUGCCUGGGGACCCAAAACUGGGGGCGGGGGGGAAUGGUAGAAGGACUGGCCUGUCUGGAGCUUUUUAAAGCCUUGCCCCUUUUUUGGGCACAUGUAAAAAACAGUGCAGGGUUUUGAUCCCAUAGUUGAACUUGCCAACUUGACUUUUUAUUAACUCCCCCCUCCCUCCUUGAAUACCGCCACACCAUGGCAUCUUUUCUUUUCUUUUUUCAAAAGACUGUAUAGUCAAGGUAAUAGUGUUGAGCAUUUCUGUAGCUCUAGAUGUUCAUGUUAUUAUUUUUUCCUUAACAUUGUUAUUUUCUCUAACAAGAUAGUGUUUCUUUCAAAGUAAUGCACUUUGGCCAUCUGAAUGGAGUGACCAUCAGGCCAACCAGCCAGAGUUUUCAGUGGUUUAGCUGCACCAGCAUCUGACCAGAACACAGUACUGGACCUGCCGGUCCUCCAGCAAAGGCAAUAAGUCAUUCUGUCUGCCCUGCAAUGGCAGAGCCAGGUCUCUCACCACAGACCUCAAGAUCCAGAGGGAGCACCAACUUUAGUUUUUUUUUAAUUAUUAUUAUUUAUUUCUAUCAUGAAAAAAGCUAAGAAUAUUUACUGAGACUGUUACUGCAAUGAGCCUCUUUGUCUUUUUGUUGGCAAACCUCUUUCAACCUCUCAGUAUGCCCCACUGAUUACAAAUGGACCUUACCUCUCAAUAACUGUGCCUGUGGUUAACAUUGCAAAUAAACUUUUGGACUAAGUUGUAUCUC